Molecule: messenger RNA, 997 nt
Organism: Sinocyclocheilus anshuiensis
Lineage: Eukaryota; Metazoa; Chordata; Actinopteri; Cypriniformes; Cyprinidae
Exons: 3
Coding region: 42-542 (166 amino acids)
Molecular function (GO): protein-disulfide reductase activity
Source: RefSeq, a predicted model, not a curated record
AAUGCUGCUUUCGCUUAAUCAAAUCAGUUCAUACGACUAAAAUGGCAUUAAGAUUACCUUUGGUUGGAGCUUUACGUUAUAUCGGCUCCAGGACGAGUGUAGUUAGUGCACAACGACUGUUCUGCUCUCAAAAGACAGGACAAGGAUCUUCUGACACUAUAAGGGUGCUGUAUGAUGGAGAAUGCCCAAUAUGUGUUCAAGAAAUUAGCUUUCUUCAGUUUCUUGAGAGAAAUAGAACGGAAAAAGUAGAUUUUGUGGACAUCUCACUGCCAGUGUAUGAUGGGAGCAAAUAUGGAGUCAGUUGUGAGAUGGCAAUGGAGGAAAUGACGGUAAUUGAUGAGAAGAACACGAUUCAUCGUGGAGUUCCAGCUUUCACAGUGAUGUACAGUGCAGUGGGUUUGGGUUGGCUUGGCACGUUCAUCUCUCUCCCACUGGUCAGGCCUAUAAUGGACCGAGCCUAUGGGGUGUUUGCAAGAAACAGACUGAAGUGGACCGGCAGAGAGGGCUGCACCACUGGACGCUGUGCUAAAAAAGAGACAUAAGGAACAAAGUGCUUUAAAACAGAUUUUCCAGGUCAAUGGAUGUAUCGUUAGUUACAGCUGUUAUUGUUAAAGUUUUUUGCAUUUAAUAUUUAAAAUUGUCUAAAUAUAACUGUAAUGUCAGCGUGCUCAGAAUAAUCUUUUAUUAAGAUCUACAAGUUUACUUUAUAAACACUGUGAUAUCUGUAUAUACAAUAAAUUACUCAUGCUGGGAGAGAAAUAAGUCAGAGUGUUGACAAUUUGAACAACUCCAAGGGAACUUUUUCUAAAUUUAGAAGCCUCCUGACUGACCAUCAAGUGUUAGGAUGCAGUAGGACAGAUUGUGCUUUAAUGAGGGAUGGUCAGGGGUUUGUCAGCAGUCCUUUACACCAGCCAAGAGGAUUUGAAUUUAAGAGUAGGGCGAGAUUAAAAACCACAACAGAAACAAGUGUAAACACCACAAGAUGUAAUCCAAGAGA